This is a messenger RNA of Thermothielavioides terrestris NRRL 8126, 861 nucleotides long. RefSeq lists its product as uncharacterized. The record is from RefSeq and is a predicted model, not a curated record. Lineage: Eukaryota; Fungi; Ascomycota; Sordariomycetes; Sordariales; Chaetomiaceae. The transcript has 2 exons. Bases 1 to 861 code for a protein of 286 amino acids.
AUGUUCGGCCGCGCCAAGCGGCCUGCCGAUAUUGAAAGCGGGUUGAAAGAUCUCUCAAGUCCAGAGGUUCUCGAUUUCGACGACGAUUCCUGGGUCAUCGACCACCAUCGCAACAACUUAAUUGAGAAGAUCUCCAAGCCGGGAAACACUUGGUACGACGCUCUUCUUGGGGAUUGGAGACGCAAAAAAUCGGGGCGAAUUCGAUCUUCCAGCAACAAUGAGCCGCAAGGAGAGAUUGAACACAGCUACAUAAUUAACCUGGCGGAGCUGCAGCGGCUACGACUGCGUCAACUUCAACGAAGACUCGUCCAGCACGUCGUCGACUUACGAUACAAUGCUGAGGAGCCAGCCGGAUGGGCAGAUGACCUCAGAGACUAUGUGCAAGCGCUGCGCGACCAUGACUACAUGUGCCAGCACAUCUGGCAGCCCAACGACCCCUUCUACGUGACGGGCGAGCGCUACGUCGAGCGCAUGAUGCUGCAGAGCGCCAUGCGGGGCAUGGAACACGACGUGGACCCUCUCCGCUGGGCGAAAUCCCGGCGCGCGUGGACGACGGCGAGCGAUAAGCCCGUGCCCAUCGGCGGCACACGCGACGGGAACUACUGGGAGGCGUGGUUCGCCGGCUUCCGGCGGCGCCUCGGCGUGGCCGCCGUCGGCGCCGCGUUCCUUAUCGCGCCCAUGUGGCUGAUGGUGUUGCGCAGGACGCUGUACACCGCCCUGGUGUCCACGACGGUGUUCGUGGCGGUUUUUGGCCUCCUUAUGGCGUUGUGGCUGGAGAAAUUGACCGAAGUGAUGUCGGCUACUGCGGCCUAUGCGGCUGUGCUGGUUGUGUUUGUGGGCUUGACGACGGAUUCAGGUUGA